This is a messenger RNA of Eupeodes corollae, 3843 nucleotides long. It is a transcript of the gene Pi3K92E, whose product is annotated as phosphatidylinositol 4,5-bisphosphate 3-kinase catalytic subunit beta isoform. The transcript is spliced from 11 exons. Bases 437 to 3676 code for a protein of 1079 amino acids. Gene Ontology annotation, cellular component: plasma membrane; cytoplasm; phosphatidylinositol 3-kinase complex. The record is from RefSeq and is a predicted model, not a curated record. NCBI's taxonomy places the organism in Eukaryota, Metazoa, Arthropoda, Insecta, Diptera, Syrphidae. Gene Ontology annotation, biological process: phosphatidylinositol-mediated signaling; phosphatidylinositol-3-phosphate biosynthetic process; cell migration. Gene Ontology annotation, molecular function: 1-phosphatidylinositol-4-phosphate 3-kinase activity; 1-phosphatidylinositol-3-kinase activity.
AGCUCCCCAAAGCAAAGAAGGGAACCGAAGAAAGAAUACAGUUGAAAAAAGAGGUUGUACAAAAAAUAUAGAGGUGGCCAGGAACAAAACAGAAAGUUUAUUUAUAUUUAUGUGAAAAUAAAUCGCUUUACCAAAAAUUCAAAACCCCUUUACGAAAAUAAAGUUACAGAAAUAUAUACAAUAUGUUCAAUCAACACACAACCCAAGUGACUCACGCUGGACAAACUACAUUUCAAUUUACCUAAGAAGGAAAAAAUAGAACAGUCUUGAGGAGCACUAAGCAUAAAAAAAAGAAAGUGUUAAAAUAUUUAAAAAGUUUCCUCUCCUCUAGACUUUUAGUAGAAUACGUUUCCUCCCAAAAUAGGAGAAUCCAAUUAUAAACGUGGUAACAUUCUGAAUAUCGUCAACACCCUUCCAGCUUAAAUAACCCAUAACAAUGGUGCCUUCGCCGAGUCCAAAUUUUUCCAUGGACUGCUGGUUAAACGACCCUCCUGACCUGGUGCACGUAACAUGCCUACUUCCUAAUGGAGUUUUUCUAAUCCAGGAAGUAUGUGCGACGGCGACAAUUCGUGAAAUAAAAAUGGAACUCUUAGCUGCUGCCAAGUCUUAUCCACUUUAUGAAAUGCUCAAGGAGCAUUCAAUGUACGCUCUACGAGGAAUAACCAAAUUCAAUACCGUGGAGAACUUUAAGGAUUCGGGUCGCUUGUGCGAUAUACAACCGUAUCUUUGUCUUUUAGAACUUGCUGAGUCAACAGAGUAUUCGAGUGAUCAAGAGCUUUGCAAUUUAAUAAGCUAUAUGAUUGGAAAGUCAGUGGAUGACUUUCGAGCGAUGAAGAGUCCCGAAGUGAGUGACUUUCGUUAUAAGAUGUCUUUACUAAGUGAAGAGAUCGAAAACGAAAGAGCCACUGUGUCAUGGAGUGAAAAAUUAUUAUAUGAGCAUCCACUAAGACUGGCCAGGACGCCUCGCAUGCCAACAAUCAAAGGUCGAUUACGCAGCGAUAGUUUUGUAGUAUCUGUGAAACUGGAAAAUGAUGAAAGUAUAUUUAGUUUGCGAGCGAACGAUACCGACACGCCAACAAAACUUAUCGAAAUGGCUCUUGCAAAGAUGUCUCGAUCGAUGGUCAAAUUAAAUGGUCAGUCAACUUCAUCAUAUAUACUAAGAGUUGGUGGAAGAGACGAGUACUUGUUUGGCGAAUUUCCUUUAAUACAGUUUGUCUAUAUUCAGGAAAGCUUAUCACGUGAUGGUGUUCCCUUGAUUGUUCUUAAACCUAUUCACACACUACCAACAUAUAUUAAUCACAAACAACUCAGCAUAGAAUACAAACCGAAAACCACUGAAAACCUCAACUAUAAAACAAGCACAAUACGAAAACGUCAAAAGUUCGCCUCAUCAUGGGACAUACAAGAGCCAUUUCGGCUAGAAUUGCACGGCAUCGAUAACGUUAACUGUGAUCUGAAUCCAACGCCAGAAAUAGGAGUUCAUCUAGGUCUCUUUCACGGUGAAAGAAGACUAUGUGCUUUACAAAAAUCUACAGAGCUUCCAGUAGAUAAUGAUGGUAAAAUUGUCCUCAACGAAGCAAUAGCAUUUGAUAUCUUCCUGCAAAAUGUGCCUCGAAGUGCUCGACUAUGCAUUUCUAUAUAUGCCAAGACUGUAAAACUGGGUGGAUCUCGCUCAAAGAAGAUAAGCACCAGCAAAGAAAGCAAAGAUAGCAAAGAUAGUAAAGAUAACAAAGAAAGUGCUAAAGAUAACCGAGAGUAUCACACGAGUCCUUUAGCUUGGGUGAAUACUACUCUAUUCGAUUAUAAACAUCAGCUUAAAACUGGUCAACUUACCCUUCAUACAUGGACCAAUGCAGAUGAUAUACAAUCGGAUGAAAUUUUUCAUCCUUUGGGUACGGUAGAACCAAAUCCUAGGAAUGAAGACUGUGCUGUUGUAAAGUUAACUUUCCACAACUAUAACUGCGAAAAUGGAAUUAUUUAUCCAGAAGAAGAAACGGUUCUUUUGCAUGCUGAAAAAUUAGCUGAGACAGAAAACCUGAAUCGCUCCAAAUCACAGGAUAAAAAAAUAAUCCAAAAGAUCUUAGCUAGCUACUCACGAAGUGACAAACUUGAUGAAAUGCAUGAUCAAGAUCGAAAUGAUAUAUGGUCAAACAGAUUGGAUUGCCGUAAUGAAUGUCCGGAAGAGUUAUCUAUACUUUUACAUUGCGUAAACUGGAACGAACGAAAUGAGGUGGCUGAAAUUUGGAGUCUCCUUAAAGACUGGCCAACUGUGUCUGUUGAGCGAUCAUUAGAGCUUCUAGAUUAUGCCUAUCCAGAUCCAGCUGUUCGAAAUUUUUCAAUUCGGUGUCUGCGGCAAUUGAAAGAUGAAGAGUUGCUUCUAUAUCUUUUACAGUUAGUCCAAGCAAUAAAACACGAAUCCUAUUUGGAUUCUGAUCUUGUGUGUUUUGUUUUGGAGAGAGCUUUACGAAAUCAACGCAUCGGACAUUACUUCUUUUGGCAUUUACGGUCAGAAAUGCAAACACCUUCGAUGCAAGUUCGUUUUGGGCUCCUUCUUGAUGCUUACCUAAAAGGUUGUAAGUCACAUGUGCCACUUCUGCAUAAACAAGUUCAAUGCUUGGAAAAAUUAAAGCAAGGUUCCGAAUCAGCAAAAAAGGGAAGCAAAGAGAAAUCAAGGCACUCAUUGCAAACAUUUCUAGCUAAUGAAAGAAUUGGUGCUGUAUUUAAGGGAUUUCAAAGUCCACUAAAUCCUAGCUUUCGGUGCAAAGGAGUAAAACCGGAUAAGUGCAAGGUUAUGGACUCUAAAAUGAGACCGUUGUGGGUCGUAUUUGAGAAUGCAGAUAUGUUAUGUGAUGAUAUUUAUAUUAUAUUUAAAAACGGCGAUGAUCUUAGACAAGAUAUGUUAACGCUUCAGAUGCUUCGUGUCAUGGAUCAGCUGUGGAAAAACGAAGGCCUGGACUUUAGAAUGAACAUCUAUAACUGCAUAAGUAUGGAGCGACGUCUUGGUAUGAUCGAAGUCGUUCUGAAUGCUGAAACCAUUGCCAAUAUUCAAAAAGUUAAGGGUAUGUUCUCCGCAACAUCGCCUUUUAAAAAGGGUUCUUUGUUUAGUUGGUUAAAAGAGCACAAUAAUACCGAAGAAGAAAUGAAUAAAGCAGUGGAAGAAUUUACUCUUAGUUGUGCGGGCUAUUGUGUUGCUACAUAUGUUCUAGGCGUUGCCGAUCGUCAUUCAGAUAAUAUAAUGGUGAAAAAAAACGGACAGCUUUUCCAUAUCGAUUUUGGCCAUAUACUUGGGCAUUUCAAAGAGAAAUUCGGUGUAAGACGGGAAAGAGUUCCUUUUGUCUUGACGCAUGAUUUUGUUUAUGUUAUAAACAAAGGACGGACUGAUAGGGAAGCUGAAGAGUUUCGGUAUUUCCAAAAACUGUGUGAAGAUGCAUUUCUCAUCCUAAGAGAGCACGGUUGUUUAAUCCUUUCAUUAUUUUCAAUGAUGAUAUCGACUGGUUUACCCGAGUUAUCCUCGGAAAAGGAUCUUAAUUACCUAAAGGAAACAUUGGUCCUGGAACUGACUAAAGAAAAUGCACGCGAGCACUUCCGCUCGAAAUUUAGUGAAGCUUUGGCUAAUUCGUGGAAGACUUCGUUAAACUGGGCAUCACACAACUUCUCAAAGAAUAAUAAACAAUAAGCAUGAUAAUAUAAUAAGAUAUAAUGUAAAACAAAACAAAAAAGAAAUGGAUUAAUUAUAUUAUUACACAUUUUCUCAUUUUUAUUCUUCAUCUGCAUCGUUUUUUAAGUUAAUAAGCAAUAUAUUAAAAAGAACUUAUAUAUAUAUAAAAGUUCAAUCUCAUUCAA